Messenger RNA from Suricata suricatta (meerkat), 1788 nucleotides. It is a transcript of the gene B3GALT6, whose product is annotated as beta-1,3-galactosyltransferase 6. Gene Ontology annotation, cellular component: membrane. Lineage: Eukaryota; Metazoa; Chordata; Mammalia; Carnivora; Herpestidae. Gene Ontology annotation, molecular function: UDP-galactosyltransferase activity. The annotation marks the transcript as partial. The record is from RefSeq and is a predicted model, not a curated record. Gene Ontology annotation, biological process: glycosaminoglycan biosynthetic process. The transcript has a single exon.
CGCGGCCGCGUCAAGCCCGGGGGCCGCUGGCGCGAGGCCGCCUGGCAGCUCUGUGACUACUACCUGCCCUACGCGCUGGGCGGCGGCUAUGUGCUCUCGGCCGACCUGGUGCACUACCUGCGCCUCAGCCGCGAGUACCUGCGCGCGUGGCACAGCGAGGACGUGUCCCUGGGCGCCUGGCUGGCGCCGGUGGACGUCCAGCGCGAGCACGACCCGCGCUUCGACACCGAGUACAAGUCCCGCGGCUGCAGCAACCAGUACCUGGUGACGCACAAGCAGAGCCUGGAGGACAUGCUGGAGAAGCACCAGACGCUGACGCGGGAGGGCCACCUGUGCCGGCAGGAGGUGCAGCUGCGCCUGUCCUACGUCUACGACUGGUCCGCGCCGCCCUCGCAGUGCUGUCAGAGGAAGGAGGGCAUCCCCUGAGCCGGGCCGCGAGGGAGGCCGCCACCGCCGCGAUGGUCGCUCAGGGCCCCGUGGGGCAGCCGCAGAGGUGGCCUUGCACCGGCGAGGCCCACGGGUUCCGGCUGGUUGUCCAGGAGCCCAGCCCUCACGGGGACCUGGUUUCUGCGGCGGCCAGUAGGGUUUGCGGGGCAGACGCCAAGCGGCGGCGGACAGCUUGUAGGUCCUCGCUCUGGGGUGCCCCCAGGGCUGUGCACCCCAGCGGCCACCCUGGGGCCUCGCUGGGGAGUGACACCUUGUGCCCAGGCAGAAGCACCUCGUCCCUGGAUGGCGGCCGGCAUGUGCAGAUGCCCAGCUUCCGGUGUGCCUGCAGGGCCCUGCAGUCGCACUGGCCUCUCCCGAGGUAGGGGCAGGCGGCGAGAGGCAGAAGCUGACGGCAGAGAAAGAAUCUGGACUCGCUCAGGGGUGGAGACUGUGUCCUGUCCCGCAUCCUGUGGCAACAGUCGGCGAAGGUGCUCGCUGGGCCAAGAGCCGUGGCUGCAGGGAACUGCCCCUCAGGCCCUUGCAUGUUGCGACUUCACUGUGUUGUACACCGUCCAGUGUCUUUUGAUCAGAACUGCUCUAGAUUUACAGAGUUAGCUUAUCUUCUUUCAUGCAUCCAUGUUGGUACUGUUUGUCACGUGAAGUCCAAAAUUUAACUUGCUGUUACUGUUACUUUGCUUCAGCAGUAUUUUGGUCUGUGUUGCUCCAGAGUGAAUUUGUGAUAAAUGUAAUUCGGUGCUACCCUGUGACUUAUAAAUAUUGUAAAUUUGUGUAGAUAAGAGUUUAAGUUGGGAGCUUGUGGGUCUCAGUUUUUUUUUAAUUAUUUAAGGGAAGACUUUUCUAUCAGAACCUGGAAUUUGUGGAUUAAUCUGUUUUUACAGCUUGAGUUGUAGACCCGUUGCUGCAUGUGUUUAAAUGUGGAAGAAUUCUAAAACUGUCCGUUUCUCUUUCCAGUUUACACUGGAAGGUCAGCCCCAUUGUCUGUUUCUGAAAAGACUCCUUUUAAGGCUUCCUCACAGCCGUGCAGAGCAAGUGCUUCUCACACGCACAUCUGUUAUUUUAGACUCGGGGCGCAACCAAGUUCCAGGAAUCUGAACCCUUGGAAGCAUUGGUGAGGUUUCCCACAUUCUGUCCUAAGAAAACAGCCAGGCUUUGCUGGCUGGCGUGUCCUUUCGAAGACAGAAGGCAUUUACAUGCACCCCUCCUGCGACUGAUCACCCUCUCGUACAUUAACACAUCCUUGGAAGAUUUGGUUUUCCUUUUCCCCCCAUUAAAUGUGAAAAGUGAGCGCUGCAACCACCACGGAAGUAAAAUAAAUGAAGAAGCUCCGGGCAGCCAAGAGCC